AUGCCUCUUGCCGGCACUGUCCUCGCUUCCUCCUAUGUAGAGUCACUUCCCGAGAAUGCCCAAUCGCUGUUCUCGGAGAGCAUGGGGUGGAUGGACCAAUACUACGACCCCGAGGCUGCAUAUCUGUAUGAUUUCAGCGGCGCCGCUGCCCUACGACAUGAGACCCGCAGCUCGGUCUGGUACGCACUCGGUCUAUUGGCACGGAACCAAGGCGACGACGUAGACAACGCCGAAAGCAUAAUCACGAACGUCAUCAAAGCCCAAUACAAGAACCCGGCAGAUGAAUGGUAUGCCACCUACCAGCAAGAGCCAGAGGAGCCUCUGGUCGGAUCGCCUGCGUACCCUCCCAAGAUUUACGGCUCAUGGGAUCCCAAUUGGAGAGGCUUUGUGGCGACGACCCUGAUCCUGGCCAUGGAGAAAUUCCCCCACCUCAUCAAGAACGGAACCCAGGGGCUCAUCCUAGAGUCCCUGCAUAACUCGACUAAAGGAGAUGAAUACCGAUUUGGCCAUCUUGAUCCCGACGAGGACAACCUUUACCCUUCUUAUAGCAACCCUGCUAUCAUGCGAGCAUUUGUUUCUGGCUGGACAGGUCGCCGCCUGAAUGAGGAGAACAUGACCGAGAGCGGCGAAAAGUAUGCCGAGGAGAUCAUUGAGCUCUUUGAUCGUGGGAACACCCUCCCGGAAUUCAAUUCCGGAACCUACACUGGAGUCUCGCUUUUCGGACUGGUCCUGUGGAGCAGGUACCUGCCCAAGGAAUCUGUCAUGUCCUCGGCAGGGCCGCGGAUGAUCCAGCACACCUGGGAGUCGGUGGCGCAGCUGUGGCAUCCCGGUAUGAAGAACAUGGCCGGCCCUUGGGAUCGUGCCUACGGCUACGACAUGAACCGUUAUGUCAGCCUCAUGGGUCUCUGGUUUUGGACGCUUGUCGGGAAGGAAAACUCAUCGCUCAUCAAAUAUCCCCAAGUCAUGUCGCACAUGGCAGAUUAUGCCUGGGCUCCGCUUCUUGCAGUCUUGGCUGAGGAGCAUGAGGAAUUGAUCCCCAAGAAUAUCUCCACUGGCCUCGGCAAGUUCCAGGGGGACCACACCUUUACCGCCAGCGCCUACUACCCUCCGUUCGAUACGACUCCGCGGAACAUCACCACCUGGGUAUCCGAGAACCUGACGAUCGGUGCGGAAUCCUAUGAUGAGAUCGUUAUAGGCGGUCCCGGUCAGAAUCAGGAGGCCUUCAACCCCGUCGUCGUGCAGUGGGAUACUGGCCGCGAAAUCUCCUUCAUCUCGCUUUAUCCGACCGAGAUGGCCCUGGACGUCGUCGUCACACCUGGAAAGCUUAACCUCACAUACCCCUAUGGCAACGCAACUUCAAUCUUUUCCCUCCUUGUCGGGACCUUUCGAGAAAAGCCCACCAUCGCAGGGUGGGGUGACAUCCCGCGGCUGACGGUGGACAUCGACGGAAACAUCGACAAGAACUAUAGCUUGAGUUAUGGUGGACAAUAUGGUGGCGCCGACUCCACGGUACGGGAUUUCGAAUUCUGGAACUUUACUUACACGAUGCCCAAGGAUUUCGUGGGACUUCCUAACUUGAUACUUGAGUUAGAGGCAUAG
Geosmithia morbida is the source of this 1599-nucleotide messenger RNA. RefSeq lists its product as uncharacterized. Lineage: Eukaryota; Fungi; Ascomycota; Sordariomycetes; Hypocreales; Bionectriaceae. The record is from RefSeq and is a predicted model, not a curated record. The coding region runs from base 1 to 1599 and encodes 532 amino acids. The transcript has 5 exons.